UCUUACAUGGUUACAUGCAGUAACCGGUAGAUGAUGUCUUCGACUCGGACUUCAACUCUCCGUCGCCGGGCUCCGUCGUCGACGCCCGUUUCGUUUCGACCCCGUUUCGACUUAUAUAAGCGGAAGAGCUAAGUCUUUGUACUUUCCGCGCAAUCGGCGUCCGCGGCCGCGCGUAUCCACGCGCCGUGCACGCAGUACAACACGUGUGAGUGGAUCCGUGAUUCUUGUAACUUUUUCUGUUUCCAGUAUCCAAAUAUUCCACCAAAUUAACACAAAUCAACAAAUAUGAGUGACAGUACAGCAGAGGUAGCAGUAGAGCAGGCUCCUGAGGAGACCCCUGAAGCAGUGACGGAUGGAGGUGAUGCUACACAAGCAGAAGAGAAGAUGGAGGAAUCAACAGCAGCUCCAUCAGAAGAAACAACAGAAGGUACAACAGAAGCUGCGACGGAAGGUUCAUCAGAAGCUAAGAAAGAAACGGGUAUGUCAGGGACUGUCGCAAAGCACUACAAUGAUCUAAGAGAAGGAACAUUGUUCGACAGAGCCAGGAGCAGAAUUUACUACCAACGAAAUUUCAAUAACUGGAUAAAGAGUAUGAUCAUCGCAAACUCAUUGAAGGCUGUUGACAGAAAGAAAGGUUGUACAGUACUUGAUCUUUGUUGCGGGAAAGGAGGAGAUCUUCUCAAAUGGACCAAAGGAAACCUCAAGAAAUUAGUCUGUGCAGAUAUCGCAGCUGUGUCAGUACAACAGUGUCAGAAGAGAUACAGAGACAUGGCAGACAGGAAUAGACGUACUGGUAAUGCAAAGACCUUUGCAGCAGAAUUCAUUGCAGCAGAUUGUGCUGAGGUACUUUUAUCAGAACGCUACCACGACAAGGACAUUGUCUUUGACCUGUGCAGCUGUCAGUUUUCCUUCCACUACUCAUUUGAGACUGCCGCUAGGGCAAGGACUAUGCUCAGAAACGCCUGUGAGAGACUGCGACCCGGUGGAUACUUUGUCGGAACCAUUCCUAAUGGAUACGAGCUUGUAUCAAGGUUAAAAGCGAGUGAAGAUCUGUCAUUCGGCAAUGAUGUGUACAAGGUCACCUUUGAGAACAAAGAUUCUUUCCCACUCUAUGGAUGCAAGUAUGAUUUCCAUCUUGAGGGUGUAGUUGAUUGUCCCGAGUUCUUGAUCUACUUCCCUCUCCUUGAAGAGAUGGCUAAAGAGUUUGAUAUGGAAUUAGUGUACUUGAAGAAGUUCCAGGAAGUGUAUGAAGACAAUUGUGGGCCAACAGACAACCAAGCUCUCAUGUCAAAGAUGCAAGCUCUUGAGCAAUACCCUCCUGAGAAGGGUACCCCUCCAGCCAGUAAGAAAGAUGAAGACUACAGCCAUGCUGAGACUAGGCAUACGGAGGUCAUGGGUAUGGAGAAUGAAGAGAAGAAACCAACAUCCAUCGGCACCCUCUCCAAGUCCGAAUGGGAGGCAUCUAGCCUCUACUGUGCCUUUGCCUUCAAGAAAGCUGGAGACUUCGAGGAAGAGGAAGAGGAGGAGGAGGCACCCGCUGAAGAGGAGAAGAAGGAGGAGGAAGAGAAGACGGAAGAGGUUGCUAAUGGUAACGGUGACGAAGCUGCCGAAGCGGAAGGUGAAGGUGGGGAGGAGGGCGGAGCCGAGGCAGAAGCAGAGGCAGAGGCUGAAGAAGGAGGUGGAGAAGAAGAAGCUCAAUGAGUGGGGAAAGAAAUCCAUACUACCUGAUUGACUAUGAAUACAGGAUGAGCAUCGGAAGGAAUACCACAUAAGAAAAGUAAAGUCAUCCACAGGAUUUAAACCGAUUAAGACAUUCAGGGGAAAGGAAAUUAAAGGCAUGGUUAAAUAAUUACCUUUAAAUCAAUACUUAAUAGGCACACAGUCCUCUUUUAAGAGACAGAAGGAUUUAAAUCAUACAUUUAUAAAGGAGUUAUUGGCCUUCUGUUUCUCAACAGAGUGUGUGUUGGUUCACCUAUUCAUGUUGUAUAUUUUUCGUGUGUUUUUUUUUAAUCAAGGACACCAUUGAAUUGUCAAUUUUCAUUUGUCUUGCUUUGUAGAUUUCAGUUUGUAAAAUGUUGAUACUCAAUCAGAUUAUGCUCCAUUUGAGUUCAUUUUUUUUAAAGAAGAUAAAUGCAAAUUGACAGGGUGCAGAUUACUGAUAUAUGCCAUCUAAGCACUUGUAUCAAUUUCAUUUAUCAUAGAAAGAUUUACGGUGUGAUAUGAGGGCCCGUUUAGCAUGAAUGGAUGUCAAAUGGUGGAUAUAAGAUAGGAUACAUGUGAUGUCUGUCACAGAAUCUUUGUAUGUUUUGAAAAUGAUCGUGUCCUUUUUAAGACAAUCCCUUGAUGAUUUAGAAUUCAGUAGAAAACUUUUCAGCUUGCAUAGAAACUGUUAUUUUGCAUAUAUAUUUGAAUCUUACAAUUUGUCCUAAAAUAUAUUUUCGUUGGAGAUUAUUAUUUUCUUUUCUUUUUUUACAUACACUGCUGAUUUUGUAUUGAGGAGUUUUUUUGGAAUUAAAACGACAGUUAGGAUUGUUGCAUCUUGUAUAAAAGCUAUCAUAUAAAUCCAUUUUGUUUGUGUGUAAUGCAGAAGUCUAUUGUGUACUUAUGGUAUACUCUAUAAAUCAAGGAGGGUUUACCAUCAUUGAAUACAAGUCUGUACAUAGAAUGUAUUUGUUACGUUUAGAAUGAUAUGCACAAUGAAUUAUGAUUAAUCCCAGUGAAGAGCUCUGAUUGAUAAUUGUUAAGCGCAUUGAGCAGUCGUAGAUUGAUUAAGUGCUAUACAAAUGACAAUUAUUAUUAUUUCCUAAUGUUUCGUACCACCUCAGGACUUUUUGUUUUUAUUUUACCCAAAGUUGGCAGUUCCUUGCAAUACAAGACGAUCUGUGUAGGUGAGGUAUGUCAUUCUCCCAGCCCUAUAAAAACUAUUUUGAGCCUCAGUUUAUUACCAUCCCAUAGAAAUGUGCAUAUGACGAUAAUCCAUGUUUCUGUUUCCAAGAAUUAAGGCUCUUCAUGAUUUCGUGAAAUAGGUCCGAAGCGGGUUGUUUCACUUUCACGUAUACUUAGUGUAACAGAAGCAAUGUGUCUCCCCAGUAUGCAUUGGCUAGUGCAGGUGCUGUAUUAUAACCUAAGCGACUUUACGAUACACUUAAAUCCUUGUGAAAUAUUCCAUGGGGUUCCAAUUUAGAUGCAAUUCUGCAAUGCUAUGCAUCUUAGAUGGCAUUCACCUUCAAAUAGGCAGAGCAUGGGAGAUUUCACUGUCCAGUUUUCAAGUCUGACUUGGAAAUCAAAUGGCUUGAUCUGGUGGGUGUUUCAUAAAGCUGUUCGUAAGUUACAAUAUCUAGGAUUAGCUCCUGUGUGAUAUUACAUGCUACAAAUGAGAUUAUUGACGAUUUGGAUUAUUGUAUGUUGUUUCAUUGUUGUGUUUAUGCUUCAUUUUAGAUCAAUGUUAACAACAGCAUGAUUGAAACUUUUAAAGACUUAUUUCCAAAAACUUAUUUUCAGUGCCUUUCCUUGAAAGAGUGACAAACAUGUUUGUUAAAGAAAUAUUCUCUUUUUACUCUCUAACUCCUAAAUACCAUUUUAGGAGCUAAUUAAAUUCUAAGAGAAAAAACUUUUAAAAAUAGUAAUGACCGGGAGCUAGUACCACAAAUGUUAGUGACUGAUCGUGUGAUUGAUCCUGGCGAUUGAUUGUAGAUUGUGGUCAAUGCAAUCAAUCAUUGAACUUUGUUCUGAAACUAAUUGCAAAGCUGAGUGUGAAAUGACCCUUGACUGGCUCUUUAUGCUUUGCAUCCUCAAAGCACUGUACGUAUUACAAUCCAAUCGUACAGGGAAUUAUUUCGCGCUUUUUACUUCUACAGACGAUGUCUGCCACACAAACUGGCCAAAUUUUGUUAUUUAUUGCUGUUUGUGUUUUAGCACGAAGUGAUCGAGUUAUGUACAUAAUUAAGAUUUAAAAAAGUGACAGUUGGUUGGUGACUAUGUCAUUUUCUCUGAUAUCUGUUUAAUGUUAUGCAAUCUUAUAAUAUGCUCUAUUUAGGGGAAGGGGAGAAUUCAUUGACUGUCUGUAUUAUAUCAAAAUUAUGAUACUUUUGAUUGAAAGGGCUUGUAGAAUUUUUUUUUUACUGAAGAAAAUUCCUUUCUGCUUCCCUUACGUAUAUUAAGUAUGAUUCGGAAGCAUUUAUUAAUAAUUCUUUAGCGUGUGAUUUGCCCUACUGCUGAAUGGACUUGUUCAUGGAUCGAUAUCUUACACUAAAGAUUACACAAGGUAGAAUAGAAACGUGUGUGAAACAUACUGGAAUUUCUUUUGUUACUAUAAAAUGCAUUCCUUUACAUGAUCUAAUGAUGUUAAUAAUAAAGAUUCAGGGAGCUGACAUAGAAUUGAUUUAAGAGCAAGCAUUGCAUAUAGAAGUUGAAUGGAAGUGUCAAUAAUUGUUGCAUGGCGUAGGGAUGGGAAAGUUCUUAUGAACAAAUUGUUAAAAUAGGAUUGUGAUGUUGUUGUAUAGGGGUUUAACAACCCACUUUUGAUGUGAUAUUAUUUUGAAUUCCCAACUUUGUGUUUGGGCAUUUAUUUUUGCUUUUUUUUGGUAAUGUAUAGUUAUGAUCAGUGGUGUAUGAAAAUUAGGACACUGCAGAAGUUUCCUCCCAUGAAAUAUUUCCCUCCCAUUUUUCGUUGAUGUACAUUGCUUUGUUUUUGGUAAUUACUUGAGAAAAAAAAAAUGCAUAACAAUUUUUGUAGUAUGGCUCAGAAUUCUGUAAAGAACUUUAAAUGUUGUAGAAGUGUAACAAUAGCUCAAUUAAAAAGACUGGAAUGUAUUCUAAA
Molecule: messenger RNA, 4819 nt
Organism: Lytechinus pictus (painted urchin)
Lineage: Eukaryota; Metazoa; Echinodermata; Echinoidea; Temnopleuroida; Toxopneustidae
Product: mRNA cap guanine-N7 methyltransferase-like
Exons: 11
Coding region: 286-1701 (471 amino acids)
Biological process (GO): 7-methylguanosine mRNA capping
Cellular component (GO): nucleus
Molecular function (GO): mRNA 5'-cap (guanine-N7-)-methyltransferase activity
Source: RefSeq, a predicted model, not a curated record